Messenger RNA from Lynx canadensis (Canada lynx), 2718 nucleotides. RefSeq names its product coiled-coil domain containing 9 (gene CCDC9). The record is from RefSeq and is a predicted model, not a curated record. The coding region runs from base 383 to 1996 and encodes 537 amino acids. Lineage: Eukaryota; Metazoa; Chordata; Mammalia; Carnivora; Felidae. The transcript has 15 exons.
GGCGGGGCCAGAAAGUUUUGCCUGAGCUUCCCGCGGGUCCGGAUCAUCGGCCCGCAAGUCAGGAGCGGAUCCAGAGGCUGACGCGAAGGCGGGGCGGGACCAAAAAGUUGUGGGUGGCGGGGGCCGUGGCCAGGGUGCUGGCGGAGAAUGAUGGGAGUGCAACCGGAAAGUUUUGCGGGACCCAGGGGUGCCGUCCGAGCGUUGGCACGCAAGCCGGCCCGGGAGCCAGAACCCUGACUGAGGGCGCAGGGGGCGGGACCGUGUUUCGAAGCGACGAGGCCGAGCUGCGAAGCAGGGGGCGUGACCGGGAGGAACCCCUGGUGCUGUGUCCGGAUUCUGCAGGGGAAGUUUGCUGGGACCCUGGCCCCACCUAGCCAGUGGAAUGUCAGCCACGCUGGAUCUGAAAUCGAAAGAGGAGAAAGAUGCCGAGUUGGACAAGAGGAUCGAAGCUCUUCGGCGAAAGAACGAGGCCCUCAUACGGCGCUACCAGGAGAUCGAGGAGGACCGUAAAAAAGCUGAACUCGAGGGAGUAGCGGUGACAGCGCCCCGGAAGGGCCGCUCGGUGGAGAAGGAGAACGUGGCCGUUGAGGUGGAGAAGAACUUGGGUCCCUCUCGGAGGUCUCCUGGGACCCCGCGGCCCCCGGGGGCCAGCAAGGGAGGCCGGCCCCUCCCCCCGCAGGGAGGCCGGGCAGGCGUGGGCCGGGUGGCCCGUCACUGGGAGGACAGUUCUGGGGAGCAGCCUCGAGGAGGAGCUGGGGGCCGCGGCCGGAGGGGCCGGGGCCGGGGGUCCCCUCAUCUGUCUGGGGCCGGAGAUGCCUCAGCUGCCGACCGCAGAUCCAAGGAGUGGGAGGAGCGGCGCCGGCAGAACAUCGAGAAGAUGAACGAGGAGAUGGAGAAGAUUGCGGAGUAUGAGCGCAACCAGCGGGAAGGCGUGCUGGAGCCCAACCCGGUGCGGAACUUCCUGGACGACCCCCGGCGACGCGGCGGGCCCCUGGAGGAGCCUGAGCGGGACCGCCGGGAGGGCAGCCGCCGGCACGGGCGCAACUGGGGGGGACCCGACUUCGAGCGGGUGCGCUGCGGCCUGGAGCAGGAGCGGCAGGGCCGCCGGGCCGGCCUGGCUGGCGCUGGCGACAUGACGCUGUCCAUGACGGGCCGGGAGCGGUCGGAGUACCUGCGCUGGAAGCAGGAGAGGGAGAAGAUCGACCAGGAGCGGCUGCAGAGACACCGCAAGCCCACCGGCCAGUGGCGGCGGGAGUGGGAUGCCGAGAAGACGGACGGGAUGUUCAAGGAUGGCCCAGCCGCUGCCCUCGAACCAUCCUAUCGCUACGAUGAUCAGGCCUGGGCUCGGCCCCCCAAGCCCCCCACUUUUAGGGAGUUCCUGUCCCAGCACAAAGCGGAGGUCAGCCGCAGGAGGAAGAAGGGUAGCCGAUCCCAGACCAAGGCAGCCCCUCGUGCCUACAGUGACCAUGACGACCGCUGGGAGACGAAGGAGGCAGCAUCCCCAGCCCCUGAGGCCCCACAGCCCCCCCCACCCGAGGAGACGCCGGUGCAGCCGCUGGAGACCCCAGCUCCUCCUGCCCACCGGCCUCCUGAGGAUGACGGGGAGGAGGACGAGGGGGAGGAUGAGGAGUGGGAAGAUGUGAGUGAGGAGGAGGAGGAGAUCGAGGAGGAGGAGGAGGAAGAGGCCAUCGAGGAGGAAGAAGAACCAGCCCAAGACCACCAACCCCAGGAGGCUGCGCCCACCGGAAGCCCCACCGGUGAGCCCCAGGAGGUGACCAGCCAGCCCCUGCCUCCCUCGAGAGUGGGCCCUGCCUCCCAGGAACCCAGAAAGCUGAAGAGGAAGGGUCUGAGGCAGCUUCAGAGGCGGGCACUGAGGGUCAGGAGACCGCGGAGAUCACCGACUUCCAGAGGGCCUCCCCGAAUUCCUGAAGACGCUGCUGGGAGGGGACUGAAGCUUCCCCGCCUUGAUGGGGAGGGGGCGGCAGGAGGGGGUUAGUCUGGAUUUCCAGGCUGCGCUCUCUCCUCCCCGGAGACUGCUCUGGAUCCCAUGACUUUAGGGAGAGGGAGAAACUGAGGGUGGUGGGGAGGCGUUGGGGAAGGGGCGUGACUGGCUUAUGGGGCAGAGCUGGAGCUUCGGGGCGUUGAAUUUAGAUCUCUGGACGCGAAGUAAGGAUGAGGUGCCGUGAGGGGCGUGGCUAGGGUGCCUGGGCGGGGCCACAACUCUCGUGGGUGAGGUUGGGACCUAGGCGGGCCUUAGAUGUGGUAUGGGGCCGCGACAGCAGGUUUAGAUGCGAGUUCUUAACGCGGCUGUGGGGGGCAGUCCUCGGUGGAGGGCGUGGUCAAUGCGGUGCUAGAACCAAUGGGCUGAGGCGGCGGAAAGUUGCGGAGCCUGGACUAGAGAGUGUGAAUCCAAGGAGAGGAGAGGGUGGCUUCGAGUGCUAGAAUCGAGUGUGAUUCAGAGAAAGGCAAGUUAGAAGCGGGGAGGACCUGCGGCUAAGGCGGGGCGGGGUUUGUGAGGCUUGAACCUCGUAAGGGCUUGGGGCUCGGAGGCUGGGCUUCGAUGCCUGGGAGAAGUCUGUGUCCCGAAAGGGGACGCGGUUGGGGCGCGGGGAGGAGGCCAGAAGGAGGAGGGCGGGGCUAAGUGCUGGGCGAGUUCGCAUUUAAGAGGUGUGGGCGUCACACCGAAGCCUGGCAGUAGUUGCCAGCUGCGUUUGCGGG